This is a messenger RNA of Cottoperca gobio, 3379 nucleotides long. RefSeq names its product AT-rich interactive domain-containing protein 3A-like. The transcript is spliced from 9 exons. Gene Ontology annotation, cellular component: nucleus. Lineage: Eukaryota; Metazoa; Chordata; Actinopteri; Perciformes; Bovichtidae. Bases 244 to 1986 code for a protein of 580 amino acids. Gene Ontology annotation, molecular function: DNA binding. Gene Ontology annotation, biological process: regulation of transcription by RNA polymerase II. The record is from RefSeq and is a predicted model, not a curated record.
UUGGGGGUGUAGGCCACUCAGUCAAAGACAAUCAGAGAUGUUUGAGUUUCCAUGCGCAGUGACCAGGGAGGUAAAGCGCAGAGCAGUUUUACCCCUCCUCCAGCUCCGACCACUCCGGCCUCCACACUACUAAAUCACAUUUAGUCCGAGGAAUCUGUUUCUGUUUAAAAAAGAAACUGGUCAUGCGACGCGAUUUGUUUCUGCUGGAGGGAAGAAGGAAAAACUAGAUACGACCUGUUGGCGAUGAUGGAUUACUCAAAGGCGCAAAUGUCAAGCUUAUCCGAGGAGGGGAAUCCAGCUGGGUGUCCACAGUCCGGUAAUACUGGGGUGAAGCUGGAUGCAGUGAUGGAGCAGUUGCAGAGACAACAAGGAGCCAAACUGGAGAUGAAUCUGCAAGAGAAACAUCUUCUUCACGCCCAGCUUCUUUUUGCUCAACAUGCUGCUGCAGCGAGGGCCUCUGGCUCCAGACUAAACUCUGCAUUAUUUGGCAAAGCAGAUGGACAGACUUAUCAAGCAGCUCAACAAGCAUACAACAGCCAUCUCAACAGAAUAGAUCCAGAUGAGGAAGAUGAAGAUUUGGAUGAUGAGGAGCAGGAAAUAGUGGGGCCUGAAGAGAACGAUGAGUUGGAGGAAGACAAUGAUGAUGAUGAUGAGGAGGGGAUGGACGGACCUCAUCAGCAGGCGAAGAUGCCUUGUCUCCAGCAGGUCGCUGGCUUCCCCUUCGCUUCUUAUUCCACACCUCAGUCUUCGGCUGUGAAGCAAAUGUCUCAAUCUAUACCUUCAGCAGCCAUAAAAGAGGAGCAGGAGGAGAAGGAGCUGCUGUCUCCUGCAGGCCAACACUCCUUCACAUCGCCCAAUGGCUUUGCUGACUGGGGCUAUGACGAGCCAUUUAAACAAAGAGGAAGUGCCAUCUGGGCUGAGGAGAAUGACGGAGGAAAAGUAAGAGCUGAACCAUCAAGGGACUUUGCCAAGCUUUAUGAACUUGAUAAUGACCCACAACGGAAGGAGUUUCUCGAUGAACUUUUUAUCUUUAUGCAGAAACGAGGAACUCCUGUGAACCGCAUUCCCAUCAUGGCGAAGCAGGUGCUGGACCUGUACAGGCUUUAUGCACUUGUGACAGAGAAAGGAGGCCUGGUGGAGGUUAUCAACAAGAAGAUCUGGAGGGAGAUCACCAAGGGUCUCAACCUCCCCACAUCCAUCACGAGCGCAGCCUUUACUCUCCGCACCCAGUAUAUGAAGUACUUGUACCCGUUUGAGUGCGAGAAGAAGGGCCUGAGUUCUCCAGGUGAGCUGCAGGCUGCCAUCGACAGUAAUCGCAGAGAAGGUCGACGUCCAAGCUACACCAACAGCUUGUACCGCUACUCUCCCUCCCCGAGCUCCGUUCAACAUGCCCGCCUCUCUUCACCCACGAUGCAAACCACCCCAACCGGACACAACGGCCUGAAUAUAUCCGCUAGCCCAACUCUAAAGAGAAAUACAGAUGAGAUGUCAACUCCUGUAAUGCCCAGCGGACUACCCAUGGCUCUGGCACUGGGGCAUCAGCAUCAGCAACAACUGGCACAAGCUGCCACGCUGGAGCAUUUCAGAGAGAGGCUGGAGCGAGGAGCUGGAGGAGCUGCAGCCGACAGUCCAGAGAAGAAAAUGCUGCGGAUGGCAGAGGAGCAGCAACGCCUCAUGCAGCAGGCCAUCCAACAAAACCUCCUGGCCUUUGCGUCUCACUUCAACCCCAUGAAUCUUAAACUUAACAAUGGACAUGAGACCAAACAGGAUAUGUCUCUGAGUAUCUCCACUAAUGGAGCAGCCAGUAUCAGUGUAUCUGUGGAGGUCAAUGGCACCGUUUACUCAGGAAAGCUCUUUGCCCAGAAGUCGGCUGCUUCUGUGGCGUCACAGGCCGUAAAUCUGGCUGAAACAAAUGGUUUCAGUGCCAUGUCCUCCUCACACAGUCCCUCCUCUUCAUCUUCCACCUCUUCAAAGGGACCAAAUUAAGCGUCACUGAACUUUAAAUCUGUCCUCAGCAAACUAAUUUAGCAAAAUGCAUACUUCUGUGUGAACUAUAACUGUACGGCUGUCUACUAGUACACCUCUAGUUUUGCUAGUUUACUUCCUGUUUGUUCGCUUAAGCAAUGCAGAAAGUCACAGAAAGAAAAUCUACCAUUGUUUUUCCAUUAUUUUGACAGUGUGCUUUAAUUGAGUCUUGUAAGAGGACAUAUAUGUUUAACCUCAAGGGCUUUAAAACUGACCAUAACAUAGAUUCAGAUCAGAGUUUACCUUUGUGCCUGUUAGAAGCUUCUUUUGUCUUUUAAAUGUAGUGGCAAUCAUGCCUAGGCAAGGCUUUACCAGGUUUGUUCAGAAGUGUCUUUAGAGCCUCUUUGGGUGUCAACUGCAUUUAUAGCUAAUUAUCCAACAGUUCUGUAGCUGCCUUUUCCCAUAGCCAUAGUAGAACAGUGUGGUUGCCAAAUUUCAGCUAAUGAAGACCAAAAAGCCUUAGCUCAAUGUCAUAGCUCCUGUCUGUAACUAUUUUGCUGAAGCCAUUGUGUAUCCCUCUUAGUAAACAUUUGGUUUAACCCAAGAGAAAGCUCAUAGUUUAUAUGUUUCAUAGCAGCUUUCAGGGAUUAUGUAUAAAAAAAAAAAAUCUGUUUCUUAGAAUUAGAGAACUGUGUUGCAGGUUGGUUGGAUUUUUUUUAUGUUUUGUAUUGUGUUUCAUUUGACCUUUUUUUUUUUUAUUUAAUCAUUUGGCUCAGCCUCAAAAUUAAUUACAGAACAAUCAUUUCAUGUCAGCUUUGAAUCAAAGGCAAAACUUUAGAGACGGUUUUUGCUGGGAAUUAUAUAUAGGAUGGAAGUGAUUCAACAUUUACCUCAAUUGACUUCCCAUGUUGGUAAGUUUCUCAGGAAUGUCUUCUGGACUCAUCACUGUUAUACUGUAUCUCAUAAUAUAUUGCUGUGCUGUAUUUGCAUAAAUGCAGAGAAUGUAUCACUAAUUACCUCAAGCUUUUAACAAGUGAACACUGAAACAGUGCUACCUCACUCUUCUAGGGAAAUAUGCAAUACUUAAUGCAACGUGUGUUGAUUUAGCCAUCUGCUGAAAUAUACUGUAUGUGGACAAUCAAGUAGACAUAUCAAUCAUGCAAACAAAUGUCACUGUGUACUUCAGAAAUCAACGUUGAUGUUAAACUCUGUUUUGUUCUUUGAUGAACGUAUUUCUUGGACAUGUGGCUUUGAGGAAUAAAACAAUCUUGUGUGCUGUAGAAAGACUGUUUUUUUACAGUGUUACGUCCAUGUGAACCUUUGUGAACCCCUCAGUGCUUUAUGACGAUAAGUCUAAAGAUCAUAAUGUUCCCGCACAAGUUAGCUUUUCUAAUAUUUCAUGUGGCAUGCAUAC